AUGUCGAAGGCGCCGCCGCGGGAAGACCCGUCGCCGACAGGCGUCGCGGUGUCUCCGGAGGUCGAGGCCGCGCUCGCGAGCGGCGGGGCGGUCGUCGCCCUCGAGUCCACCAUCAUCUGCCACGGCAUGCCCUACCCGAAGAACCUCCAGACGGCCAUGGAGGUGGAGGCCAUCGUCAGGGAGAACGGCGCUGUUCCUGCCACCAUAGCCAUUCUGAACGGCGUGCCACAUGUUGGGCUUAACAGUGAACAGCUGAAGAACUUGGCUAUAAGCGGAAGUCAGUUUCAGAAGACAGCUAGAAGAGAUAUCGCGCAAGUUGUUGCGUCAGGCGGCAAUGGUGCUACGACAGUCUCUGCCACCAUGUUUUUUGCUCAUAAGGUUGGUAUACCAAUUUUUGUGACUGGGGGAAUUGGAGGCGUACACAGAUACGGUGAAAAAACCAUGGAUAUCUCAUCUGACUUAACUGAACUUGGAAAGACUCCUGUGGCUGUUAUUUCAGCCGGUGUGAAGUCCAUUUUGGAUAUCGCACGGACGCUCGAGUACUUGGAAACUCAAGGGGUAACCGUUGCUGCUUACAGAACCAACGAAUUUCCAGCUUUCUUCACAGAAACCAGUGGAUGUAAGGUGCCAUGUCGCGUUGAUUCUCCAGAAGAGUGUGCGAAGAUAAUAUAUGCAAACCAGAAUAUGCAUCUAGGAUCUGGAAUUCUUAUUGCAGUGCCAGUUCCCAAGCAACAUGCAGCCUCAGGAAAGGUUAUAGAGUCUGCAAUACAGCAAUCCCUCAAGGAAGCAGAUGAUAAAAAGAUAAUAGGAAAUGCAAUCACCCCCUUCAUCCUUGACAGAGUGAAAGUACUAACUGGAGGAUCUUCAUUGGAAGCCAACAUUGCACUUGUGAAGAACAAUGCUCUCACUGGUGCUAAAAUUGCUGUAGCCCUUUCAGAUCUUCGCAAGAGAGUAACAAACAGUAAGUUGAUACUGACUUCACUAAAAAAUUACAGGUGGUUCUAUUAG
Molecule: messenger RNA, 1008 nt
Organism: Triticum turgidum subsp. durum (durum wheat)
Lineage: Eukaryota; Viridiplantae; Streptophyta; Magnoliopsida; Poales; Poaceae
Source: the annotation of a GenBank genome assembly